This is a messenger RNA of Carassius auratus (goldfish), 1092 nucleotides long. RefSeq names its product vegetative cell wall protein gp1-like. The transcript has 5 exons. The record is from RefSeq and is a predicted model, not a curated record. Bases 1 to 1092 code for a protein of 363 amino acids. NCBI's taxonomy places the organism in Eukaryota, Metazoa, Chordata, Actinopteri, Cypriniformes, Cyprinidae.
AUGAGAAAGGCCUACAAUUUUUUAUUGAUCAAAGAAGGGAAUUCCACGACGACAUUGCCAGAGCCCCAGCAUCAGACUCAACCCGAGCCCCAGGAUCAGGCUCAACCCGAGCCCCAGCAUCACGCCCAGCCCAAGCCCCAGCAUCAGGCUCAACCCAAGCCCCAGCAUCAGGCUCAGCCCAAGCCCCAGCAUCAGGUGAAAAAACUAAGUGCAUUGGGCUAUGUGCCAAAUCUAUUUUUUGCCAAGAAAGAUAAGGCCUCUGGAAAGUGGGUGGCUGAUGUUGUUACCCAUCUGACACCCACUGAGGAUAACCUAAAAAUUGUGGCCACCAUGAGAAAGGCCUACAAUUUUUUAUUGAUCAAAGAAGGAAUUCCACGACGACAUUGCCAGAGCCCCAGCAUCAGACUCAACCCGAGCCCCAGGAUCAGGCUCAACCCGAGCCCCAGCAUCAGGCCCAGCCCAAGCCCCAGCAUCAGGCUCAACCCGAGCCCCAGCAUCAGACUCAACCCGAGCCCCAGCAUCAGGCCCAGCCCGAGCCCCAGCAUCAGGCUCAACCUGAGCCCCAGCAUCAGGCUCAACCCGAGCCCCGGCAUCAGGCCCAGCCCAAGCCCGAGCCCCAGCAUCAGGCCCAGCCCGAGCCCGAGCCCCAGCAUCAGGCCCAGCCCGAGCCCCAGCAUCAAGCCCAGCAUCAGACUCAACCCGAGCACCAGCAUCAGGCCCAGCCCGAGCCCCAGCAUCAGGCCCAGCCCAAGCCCCAGCAUCAGGCUCAACCCGAGCCCCAGCAUCAGGCUCAACCCAAGCCCCAGCAUCAGGCCCAGCCCGAGCCCCAGCAUCAGGCUCAACCCGAGCCCCAGCAUCAGACUCAACCCGAGCCCCAGCAUCAGGCUCAACCCGAGCCCCAGCAUCAGGCUCAACCCAAGCCCCAGCAUCAGACUCAACCCGAGCCCCAGCAUCAGGCCCAGCCCAAGCCCCAGCAUCAGGUCCAGCCCGAGCCACAGCCUCAGUUCUUGGCCCUGGCUGAGUCCCAGUCUCAGGCCCAGGAAAAUGAGACCUUUUAUCUUUCAGAUUUAUACCCUGGGCAAGCAGAAGUAA